Molecule: messenger RNA, 1035 nt
Organism: Metschnikowia bicuspidata var. bicuspidata NRRL YB-4993
Lineage: Eukaryota; Fungi; Ascomycota; Pichiomycetes; Serinales; Metschnikowiaceae
Product: NAD(P)-binding protein
Exons: 1
Coding region: 1-1035 (344 amino acids)
Molecular function (GO): oxidoreductase activity, acting on the CH-OH group of donors, NAD or NADP as acceptor
Source: RefSeq, a predicted model, not a curated record
AUGACAACAACCAAGAUCUGCGUGUUUGUCUCUGGCGCCAGUGGCUUUAUUGCUCAGCAUACCGUCAAGCUUCUUCUCGAGAAAGGGUAUGCUGUGGUGGGCAGUGUGAGAUCCAAAGCGAAAGGAAAAAGACUCACGGGCUUGUUUAAAUCUACGGAUUUUCGUUACUGCGUGGUCCCUGACAUUGAGCCGGCUGGUGCAUUUGACGAGGCCGUGAAAAGCCACCCUGAAGUCACCGCUUUCUUACACACGGCAUCUCCGUUCCAUUACAACGCUACUGAUGUCGAGCAAGAGUUGCUUUUGCCUGCAGUAAACGGCACUAGAAAUGCCUUGUGUGCCAUCAAAAAAUACGGCCCUCAAAUCGAGCAUGUUGUGAUCACAUCGUCCUACGUUGCUAUGUGGGAUAUAGACAAAUUCUAUGAUCCCACUCACAGAGAAGACGAAGAGCUGUGGAGUCCAAUAACGUGGGAAGAAGCGAGGGUCGACGCUCAGCAAGCAUAUUACGGAUCUAAGAAGUUCGCAGAGAAAGCUGUGUGGGAAUUCAUCGAGACGCAGAGUCCAAAGUUCACCGUGAACUUCGUCAAUCCCGUCUUGGUCUUUGGACCUCAGGCUUUUGAUGCGGAGGUGACGCCAGAGCUCAACACUUCCUCGGAGAUUGUCAACGGUUUGUUGAAGUUGGACGCGGAGUCGCAAGUCCCUGAAAUUGCAAGCGUGUUUGUGGACGUGAGGGAUGUUGCUCGGGCCCAUCUCGUUGCUUUUGAAAGCAAGAUGCCCAAUGUACGGCUACUUCUAUACGCGUCUAAGUUUACAGCUCAAGGCAUUAUGGACAUCAUCAAGCAGACGGCAGACUUGCUGAUGGAAUCCUUGCCCAUGGGAAACCCUGGAAGCGGGCCCUGUGCUGAGGCAAAGAUCUGUCACAUUGACAACAGCAAAACUAGGGCUUUGUUAGGGUUUAAGUUGAUAAAUUUGAGGACUUCGGUUGUGGACACGGUGGCCCAGAUUGUGAGAGCAAGAAAUGCGCUUGGGAGUACGUGA